AUGAUUUUAUUUGAAGCAAUAAAUUCUGUUACAAAUUAUUUAAAAUAUGGAUCCGAUUUUAAAGAGAGAUAAAUUUUUAAUAAGGACUGGACAAUAAUAGAAGGAAGAGAAAGUUACAGGAUUUCAAAUUUAUUGUUAUUCUAAAAAGCAACUUUUAGUAUUUAAAUUACUGAAGAAGGAACUGUUAUUUAUUAAAAGGAUGGCUCUAUUCUUUUUAUGUAACUAUUAAACUAUAAUUUAGAGAUUACAAGGAUACUCUAAAUUAAACCAAAAAUUUAGAGUAAAUUAAAUAUUUAAGAUGGCAUGGUUAGUAUAAUAAUCUGUAAUAAAAAAUUGGAAAAUGGUAUGCUUUAUGGAAAGGUGAAAAUUUAGAAGCAGGAGGAUAUUAUUGCGAUUAAGGAUUAAAAACAGGUGAAUGGAUUGAACUUUUUGAAAAUUUUUGGGAGUAAUCUUAUCUAAAUUAAUAUAGCAAAUCAUAAGUAACUUUUAGAGGAUAAUAUUUUGAUGAUAUUAAACAAGGAAAAUGGUAAACAUAUUAUUUAGAUUAAAAAUUAAAAUAAAUCACCAAUAUGUAAGAAUGUAAAAUUAAAUCUUUAUAAGUGGUGGAGGCUAUUAUAAUUAAGUGGCUAUUAAAUAAGGGUAUUGGAUAGAGUUACAUAAGAACUUUUAUAAGUAAUUAAAAUAUGAUAAUAUUAUCAGUGGAAGACAAAUUUUUUAUAAAGGAAUUUAUUAUAAUGACGCAAAAGAAGGUUAGUGGGACAUUUUUUUUCGAAGUUACUUUGAUAGUCGUUUUAAAAAAAUGUAAACGCUUAUAAUACUCUUAGAGGAGGAGGUGUUUAUAACAGAGACAGAUAAAAAAAUGGAAAAUGGGUGGAGGAAAGUGAAAAUUUUUGGAAGUAAGAGUAAUGAAAUUAAUUUUAGUGGAUGCUAGAUUUUAGAAUAAGGAGAAUAUAAAAAUGGGUUAAAAAUUGGAAUUUGGGAGUCUCUAUUAAAGGAAUAUAAAGAUGAUCAUUAUAAAUUAAUGUAUAAUGUUUCAAAAUUAUUAUAUUCUUAGAUGUCUAGGAUGUUAUGACAAUGAUAUAAAAAAUGGAAAGUGGACUGAAAUUCUUGAAAAAUUUAUGAGGUAUAAUAUUAUUAUAGUUUUAUUCAUUCUAAACAUUAUGAAUGCAAAAUAAUAAAUGUAGGAAAUUAUAUUAAGGGUCUUAAAAUAGGAAGGUGGAAAAUUCUAGAUUAAUUAACUUAUAAUGUUAUGUAACAGAAUCGAAUCAUAUUGUAGUGGAGGAGGUGAUUUCGAUGAAUACGGAUAGAAAACAGGUAUUUGGCUAGAAGUAGAAGAUUAUAGAUAGUAAUAAAUAAAUUAUUAUUUUUAUUGUUUUAUAUCAAAGAUUUCAUUCGAAGGAAGAUAUAUAAACGGAAAAAAAGUUGGAAAAUGGCAAAUUAAUUAUUAUAAUUAGAUAAUGUAUUAUAAAAUUAGAUUAUUAUUUUUCAGAGGAGGAGGGAGCUAUAAUGAUAGAGGAUUAAAAUUUGGAUUAUGGAUNCAAUAAAUUCUGUUACAAAUUAUUUAAAAUAUGGAUCCGAUUCUAAAGAGAGAUAAAUUUUUAAUAAGGACUGGACAAUAAUAGAAGGAAGAGAAAGUUACAGGAUUUCAAAUUUAUUGUUAUUCUAAAAAGCAACUUUUAGUAUUUAAAUUACUGAAGAAGGAACUGUUAUUUAUUAAAAGGAUGGCUCUAUUCUUUUUAUGUAACUAUUAAACUAUAAUUUAGAGAUUACAAGGAUACUCUAAAUUAAACCAAAAAUUUAGAGUAAAUUAAAUAUUUAAGAUGGCAUGGUUAGUAUAAUAAUCUGUAAUAAAAAAUUGGAAAAUGGUAUGCUUUAUGGAAAGGUGAAAAUUUAGAAGCAGGAGGAUAUUAUUGCGAUUAAGGAUUAAAAACAGGUGAAUGGAUUGAACUUUUUGAAAAUUUUUGGGAGUAAUCUUAUCUAAAUUAAUAUAGCAAAUCAUAAGUAACUUUUAGAGGAUAAUAUUUUGAUGAUAUUAAACAAGGAAAAUGGUAAACAUAUUAUUUAGAUUAAAAAUUAAAAUAAAUCACCAAUAUGUAAGAAUGUAAAAUUAAAUCUUUAUAAGUGGUGGAGGCUAUUAUAAUUAAGUGGCUAUUAAAUAAGGGUAUUGGAUAGAGUUACAUAAGAACUUUUAUAAGUAAUUAAAAUAUGAUAAUAUUAUCAGUGGAAGACAAAUUUUUUAUAAAGGAAUUUAUUAUAAUGACGCAAAAGAAGGUUAGUGGGACAUUUUUUUUCGAAGUUACUUUGAUAGUCGUUUUAAAAAAAUGUAAACGCUUAUAAUACUCUUAGAGGAGGAGGUGUUUAUAACAGAGACAGAUAAAAAAAUGGAAAAUGGGUGGAGGAAAGUGAAAAUUUUUGGAAGUAAGAGUAAUGAAAUUAAUUUUAGUGGAUGCUAGAUUUUAGAAUAAGGAGAAUAUAAAAAUGGGUUAAAAAUUGGAAUUUGGGAGUCUCUAUUAAAGGAAUAUAAAGAUGAUCAUUAUAAAUUAAUGUAUAAUGUUUCAAAAUUAUUAUAUUCUUAGAUGUCUAGGAUGUUAUGACAAUGAUAUAAAAAAUGGAAAGUGGACUGAAAUUCUUGAAAAAUUUAUGAGGUAUAAUAUUAUUAUAGUUUUAUUCAUUCUAAACAUUAUGAAUGCAAAAUAAUAAAUGUAGGAAAUUAUAUUAAGGGUCUUAAAAUAGGAAGGUGGAAAAUUCUAGAUUAAUUAACUUAUAAUGUUAUGUAACAGAAUCGAAUCAUAUUGUAGUGGAGGAGGUGAUUUCGAUGAAUACGGAUAGAAAACAGGUAUUUGGCUAGAAGUAGAAGAUUAUAGAUAGUAAUAAAUAAAUUAUUAUUUUUAUUGUUUUAUAUCAAAGAUUUCAUUCGAAGGAAGAUAUAUAAACGGAAAAAAAGUUGGAAAAUGGCAAAUUAAUUAUUAUAAUUAGAUAAUGUAUUAUAAAAUUAGAUUAUUAUUUUUCAGAGGAGGAGGGAGCUAUAAUGAUAGAGGAUUAAAAUUUGGAUUAUGGAUUGAAAUAAAUGAUAAAGUUUGGGAGUUUAAUAUAUUAUCUAUUUAAUAAGAUAUUGGAAAGUGUUAUUUGUAGGAAAUUAUUAAGAAGGAAUUAAAAUAGGAAAUUGGGAAACUCUAAUUAGCAAAUAUUGUGAUGAUAAAUUGAAAAUGUUUGAUAUCAAUCUUUAAAUUUAGAGGUAAAGGAACCUACAACGAUAAUGGAAUGAAAAUUGGAUAAUGGACAGAACUUUCUGAAACAUUUUGUAAGUACACUUUAUGAUUAAAUUUAUUAGAGAUUCUUAAGUUGUUUAUAAAGGAUAAUAUUUAAACGGAAUUAAAUAUGGAGAAUGGAAUGCAUUCUUUACAACUGAUGUUAAAAAAUAAUAUAAGUUAAUGUAAAUAUUGUUAUCCAUAAUAAGUGGUGGUGGUUAGUUUGAUAGGAAUGGAGUAAAGUUUGGAAAAUGGAUAGAUUUGCAUGAAAAUUUUCAAUAGUUAAAUUAUCUAAAUAAUAUUAGCAACGAAUAAAUCAUAUAUAUAGGUUAAUAUUAAGAUGGAAUCAAAGAAUAAGAAUUUUAUUAGAAAAAAUUACAGUGA
This is a messenger RNA of Paramecium pentaurelia, 3632 nucleotides long. Lineage: Eukaryota; Ciliophora; Oligohymenophorea; Peniculida; Parameciidae. The record is from the annotation of a GenBank genome assembly.